AUGUCAUUUCAUAAUUCAAAUAAUUAUCAAAUAUUAAACUACUAUAAAGUGCUAGAAAUAAGCAAAAAUGCAACCCAAGAGGAAAUAAAAACGGCUUACAAAAGACUAGCCCUGGAAUAUCAUCCCGAUAAACAAUCUGGAAAGUUAGAUGCAGAAAAGAAAGCGUCUGAAGAAAAAAUGAAGCAAAUAAAUGCUGCCUAUGAAACCCUAUCUGAUCCUGAAAAAAGAAAAGAAUAUGAUUCGCUUAUCGACAGUAGAGAAAGAAAUAAGUCUGGUAUUCCAACCCCAAUUAAGGUGUUGCUUGCUAUUGGUGCAGUAACAUUAUUGAUUUAUUUGGUUUCUUCAGAAGAAAAUGAAAAAAAAUAA
Racocetra persica is the source of this 366-nucleotide messenger RNA. Lineage: Eukaryota; Fungi; Glomeromycota; Glomeromycetes; Diversisporales; Gigasporaceae. The record is from the annotation of a GenBank genome assembly.